CAAUGAUCUCGGUGACGAUCGCUCUUUCCCGCCAACAGCACCCCAUCAAUCCCAUCGAUAUGACUUCCCCGGCCGCUCACAACUUGCACGAACAAAUGCACACUGCCGCCGCAUCUGCUGAUUGUUCCCAUCCCCGCCUUCUGCCUGAGCCCCCCCCCGCCGGGAUCCCUUCCGCCGUCUGCUGGCGACAUUGCCAGAACCCGCUCGAGCGACCCAGCGGGGCCCAGAGGUCGCUCGUGCUGCCCGUCCCUAUGCUCCCCUCUUUCCUCACACCCGCAACGGCGUCGACACAUUCGUGUGGACGUCAUCCGGAAUAUUUCAAGCGGCCGUCUCGCUGCCGCCAGUGCUUUGGCCGCUUUUGUGCUUGAAUCAUCUCUCGCUCUAUCCAUCUCUCGCUCUAUCCAUCUCUCGCUCGGUCAUCCUCGCUUGCCUAUCAUGUCCCUCGAUUCAUGGACCGUGUCGGACAUCAAAUCGGCAAUGUGGCAGAUCGUCACGACGCUCGAGGGCCAUUCCAAAAGCAUCCAGCUCAUCAAUGACAUGGCCGAGAAUGCCAACAUGCACAUGAUCAACUUCCUCGGCGUCGUCACCAUUGGGCUGGUCGGAGGCGUCCUGAUCUUCCUGAACGUCAAGGGAGACCUGCUUUCGGACGUGUUCUGUUAUAUCGGGCCAGCAUACUGCUGCAUUCUCGGCGCCGACAAGAGCGACGCAAUCUUCCACAAGAAAUGGCAUGUCUACUGGGUGGUGCUCGGAUUCCUUCAUCUGAUCGAGUACGGCAGCGGUCUGGUGCUCAAGGCCCUUCCGCUCUACUACUUUUUCAAGACGCUGCUGCUGCUCUAUAUCGCCAUGACCCCCGAGGGUGCGGCAGGGGUCUACGAAUGGCUAUUGAAGCCCAUCGCUCCCGCCAUCGAGGGUGCUCUCGGCAUCGGCCAGGUUGUGCCUCCCAUCGCACCGGCAGCAGAAAAGUCGGACGGCACAGAAGCUCCACCGGUAUCUGCUCCUUCGCCGGCUGCCAAAGCUGCCGAGGGUGAUUCCAAAUCGAUCAAGGGUGCUUUCAAAAAGUGGAUAUCCCAGUGAGAAUAUAGAAUGGAGGAUGCAGAUGGAGAAUGCAGGAUGCAGGAUGGAGGGUGUGGUAUCCCGCCGUUUGUUCGCGGCGUGGAGCAGAGGUGGGAGCAGCGGAUAUCCUGAGCUCUUUGGAGUCAAAGGACACCUUUGUGCUUGGAUACUGAAUACAGUCAAUCCAGAAGAAA
Polychytrium aggregatum is the source of this 1247-nucleotide messenger RNA. Its product is annotated as TB2/DP1, HVA22 family-domain-containing protein. Bases 436 to 1074 code for a protein of 212 amino acids. The transcript is spliced from 5 exons. The record is from RefSeq and is a predicted model, not a curated record. NCBI's taxonomy places the organism in Eukaryota, Fungi, Chytridiomycota, Chytridiomycetes, Polychytriales.